Messenger RNA from Rosa chinensis, 2099 nucleotides. Its product is annotated as syntaxin-31. The record is from RefSeq and is a predicted model, not a curated record. The transcript is spliced from 6 exons. Gene Ontology annotation, molecular function: SNARE binding; SNAP receptor activity. Gene Ontology annotation, biological process: endoplasmic reticulum to Golgi vesicle-mediated transport; intracellular protein transport; vesicle fusion. Gene Ontology annotation, cellular component: Golgi membrane; endomembrane system; SNARE complex. Bases 744 to 1754 code for a protein of 336 amino acids. NCBI's taxonomy places the organism in Eukaryota, Viridiplantae, Streptophyta, Magnoliopsida, Rosales, Rosaceae.
CUUCUUUUACACUUCUUAUUCUUCUUCUUCUGCAGUUCUAUUCAUACAUUCCUUCUUUUUUUUUCCCUCAAUCCCCAUUAUGCAGUUCAUCAACGGCGGGUUGGAUGGAGGGGAGAGUGAAGAGGGAGCGGUUAAGAGGAGUGAGGAUUGGGCAGGGUUGACCCGGAGAACUUGGGUGAAGAGGUGCCCAGAUCUCUAGAUCUCACUAUUCUGCUGUUGAUGAACAGGUUUGGAGUUUCAGGCUUUCAACCAAAACUGCUAAUAUGUUUGCCGUUUGGGGUUGAAUUGGUGAUAAUGGAGCUAGGCUUUCAGAAAUUGGGGAAGAACAAGGGUACGAGUACUGAUUGGCUGAGAUGUUUUUGAGAGAGACAGAGGCUGAGACCAUCAAAGGAGGAAAAUCGGGCCUAAUCGGGCUUUCGGUCUCUGCACAUUUGAGACCCGAGACCGAACCGAGAAAAUAUAUUCGGGUCGGGCCCUAGACCGAACCGAUAUUUUCAAAGUCAAAACCGAACCGAAUCGGGCUUUUUUCGGUUUUUCGGGUCGGGUUUUCGGUUUUUCGGGUCUAGACGCCCACCCCUAGGUAAUAAGAUUAGUGAAACGACCAACGGUAAUUAGCUCUAGGACUCUUAAUACUUCGCUGACGUGGCAGAAUUUCAUUCGGCGUGUGGUGCAACCACCACAUAAGCGACCAUACGUAUAAAUUGGCCUCGGCCACUUUGUAUCUGGGGCUCUUGUCGUUCCCAAUGGCCUCCACUUACCGUGAUCGGACCUCCGAGUUCCGAUCACUCUCCGACACUCUCCAGAAAAUCGGAGGAAUCACACCCGUUAAUCAAUCACAGAAUGCUCAUUCACCGUCCAGAUCUCCCGCCCCGGCCUCUUCCGGAUCCGAAUUCAACAAGAAGGCCUCGCGGAUCGGGUCGGGGAUCCACGAAACCACUCUGAAGAUCUCACGGCUCGCUCAGUUGGCGAAGAGGUCGUCUAUGUUCAACGAUCCGACUGUGGAGAUUCAGGAGUUAACUUCAUUAGUGAAGAAUGAUAUUACGUCUCUGGAUGUGGCUCUUACGGAUCUGCAGACCAUCCAAAACAUGGAGAUAGCUGAUGGGAAAUAUUCGCAGGAUAAAGUUGUUCAUUCGACAGCAGUUUGUGAUGACUUGAAAGGCAGACUUAUGGGGGCUACAAAAAAGCUUCAUGAUGUGUUAACCACUAGAACAGAGAACAUUAAGGCCCAUGAGAACAGGAAACAGAUAUUUUCCACCAAUACCGCAAGAGAGAACCCUUUCAAGAGUCCUGCAAAAACUGUGACUGAACCUCCUCCCUGGUCAACUUCAUCAAGUGCAUCUGGCAGUGUACAGCCAUCACAAUCAUCAACAGAGGUUCAAGUUGGAAACCAACUGAGACGAAGGUUAGCUGUAGAUAAUCCUCCAUCUCAGCAGAUGGAAAUGUCCAUGUUACAGCAGGUAGUUCCACGGCAAGAAAAUUAUACAGAAAGCCGGGCAACAGCUCUUCAAAAUGUAGAAUCUACAAUUUCCGAACUCAGUGGGGUCUUUACACAUUUGGCUACUAUGGUUGCACAUCAAGGGGAACUGGCUAUCAGGAUUGAUGACAACAUGGACGAGUCAUUAACAAAUGUCGAGGGUGCACACAGUGCUUUACUAAGGAAUCUCAACCGAAUAUCAUCAAAUAGGUGGCUGAUCAUCAAGAUAUUUGCCAUUUUGAUAUUUUUCCUGAUUGUCUUCAUCUUCUUUGUGGCUUAAAUCUUGGAACCAAAAACACCAGCAAUAGAACUCUUGCUGCACGGUGUACUCAAGCUUCUCCGUCUCCAUGAGUGCCUCAUCUGUUUCAAAGUGAAUUGUUGAAAGCACGAAGCAAUUCUUUGUUCUGUAUAUUUAAUGGGCAUUUGCCCAUUUUUUCAAUUCUUAGGCAUAGUUGGUGGUAGUAGUAAAAGUAGUAGUAGUAGUAGUAUCAUUCUUAAUAUCACACAUACAGACAGACCAUAGAGCAACUGUUAGGGAUGGUAUGUUUUUGAAUCAACUGAGACAGCUUGCAGUUUCUGAGUUGGUGAGAAAUUGGUAUGAAGUUGAUUGUUACUUUUGUUCUUA